This is a messenger RNA of Tarenaya hassleriana, 576 nucleotides long. Its product is annotated as transcription factor bHLH49-like. Gene Ontology annotation, molecular function: DNA-binding transcription factor activity; protein dimerization activity. Gene Ontology annotation, biological process: regulation of DNA-templated transcription. The record is from RefSeq and is a predicted model, not a curated record. The transcript has 5 exons. The annotation marks the transcript as partial. NCBI's taxonomy places the organism in Eukaryota, Viridiplantae, Streptophyta, Magnoliopsida, Brassicales, Cleomaceae. Gene Ontology annotation, cellular component: nucleus.
GGUUAUGAGCCUAACCAGUCAAGCAGAGCUCUGCAGUCAGGUGAAGAACCAGACAACAAUGGUGAGAAAAAGGAAAAUUAUGAGCGAAAUACCAAUUUGUCUCCUAAAAAGACAAGUGGAGGGAAACAAGCUUCUGAUCCUCCAAAGGAAGGAUAUAUUCACAUGAGGGCUCGAAGAGGCCAGGCCACAAACAGCCAUAGUCUUGCAGAAAGAGUAAGGAGAGAAAAGAUUAGUGAAAGGAUGAAGUUCCUUCAAGACCUUGUGCCGGGUUGCAAUAAGGUCACAGGGAAGGCAGUUAUGCUCGAUGAAAUCAUUAACUAUGUCCAGUCACUACAACGACAGGUCGAGUUCUUAUCAAUGAAACUCGCAACCGUAAAUCCUCAGCUUGAGUUAAACCUCGAUGGCCUCAUGGCUAAAGAAGCCCUUCAGCUACGACCUGGUCCCUCAUCUGCACCACCAUUUCCCCAAAGCAUCAUGCCAAUGGCUUAUCCUCCUCUACCGCAUCUUUCCCAACCUGGAUUCAUGGAACCGACUCUCUCUUGCAUGAGAAAUGUCAACCGAUUCUCUCUUGCAUGA